Molecule: messenger RNA, 6143 nt
Organism: Suricata suricatta (meerkat)
Lineage: Eukaryota; Metazoa; Chordata; Mammalia; Carnivora; Herpestidae
Gene: PLD5
Product: phospholipase D family member 5
Exons: 10
Coding region: 121-1545 (474 amino acids)
Molecular function (GO): catalytic activity
Source: RefSeq, a predicted model, not a curated record
UGCACCACAUGAAACAUCCUCUGCCUCCCAAGCCUCCCGUGGCUGUGGGCACAGCGCAGCAGCAGCAGCAGCAGCAGCUCUUGGCUGCUGGACUCCGCAGGGAGGGAAGAUUGGAUCACGAUGUCCCAGCAGAAAUGCAUCGUGAUCUUCGCCCUGGUGUGCUGCUUUGCCAUUCUCGUCGCACUCAUAUUUUCUGCCGUGGACAUCAUGGGAGAGGACGAGGAUGGACUCUCAGAAAAAAAUUGUCAAAAUAAAUGUCGAAUUGCCCUGGUGGAAAAUAUUCCUGAAGGCCUUAACUAUUCAGAAAAUGCACCAUUUCACUUACCACUUUUCCAAGGCUGGAUGAAUUUACUCAACAUGGCCAAAAAGUCCGUUGACAUAGUGUCUUCCCAUUGGGAUCUCAACCACAGCCACCCAUCCGCAUGUCAGGGUCAACGUCUUUUUGAAAAGUUGCUCCAACUGACUUCGCAAAACAUCGAAAUCAAGCUAGUGAGUGACGUAACAGCUGACUCAAAGGUAUUAGAAGCCUUGAGAUUAAAGGGAGCCGAGGUGACCUACAUGAACAUGACCGCCUACAACAAGGGCCGGCUACAGUCUUCCUUCUGGAUCGUGGACAAGCAGCACGUUUACAUCGGCAGCGCGGGCUUGGACUGGCAGUCUCUGGGCCAGAUGAAAGAACUCGGUGUCAUCUUCUACAACUGCAGCUGCCUGGUCCUGGAUUUACAGAGGAUAUUCGCUCUGUAUAGCUCAUUAAAAUUCAAGAGCAGAGUACCUCAGACCUGGUCCAAGAGGCUCUAUGGAGUCUAUGACAAUGAAAAGAGAUUGCAGCUUCAGCUGAACGACACCAAAUCCCAAGCAUUUGUGUCGAAUUCUCCCAAACUCUUUUGCCCGAAAAACAGAAGCUUUGACAUAGACGCCAUCUACAGUGUGAUCGAUGAUGCCAAGCAGUACGUCUACAUCGCUGUCACCGACUACCUGCCUAUCUCCAGCACAAACACCAAAAGGACUUAUUGGCCAGACUUGGAUGGGAAAAUCAGAGAAGCCUUAGUUUUGCGAAGCGUUAAAGUUCGACUCCUUAUAAGCUUCUGGAAAGAAACGGACCCCCUUACAUUUAACUUUAUUUCAUCUCUUAAAGCUAUUUGCACUGAAAUAGCCAACUGCAGUUUGAAAGUUAAAUUUUUUGAUCUGGAAAGAGAGAAUGUUUGUGCUACGAAGGAACAAAAGGAUCACACCUUUCCUAAAUUAAAUCGGAACAAGUACAUGGUGACAGAUGGCGCAGCUUACAUUGGCAAUUUUGACUGGGUGGGGAACGAUUUCACCCAGAACGCUGGCACGGGCCUCGUGAUCAACCAGGCCGAUGUGAGGAACAACAGGAGCAUCAUUAAGCAGCUGAAGGAUGUGUUUGAGCGGGACUGGUACUCGCCCUACGCCCGGACCUUGCAGCCCACCAAGCAGCCCAACUGUUCUAGCCUGUUCCGACUCAGACCUGCCUCAAACAAAAGUGCCAUGUACAGUGCCAGCGCCAAGGACCCCGCCAGCACCUAACGGGAAGGGACCGCAGGACAGCACCCGUUUCCUAUUUCUACAUAAAGGACUUGAGGAGAGAAAACCAAUUUAAUAUUUCUUUUUUUAGGGAAAAAAAGCACACUCACACAAAAAUAUUCUCUGAACGCCCUGUACUAUCUUAUGUAACAGUAUCUUAGCGGCGUGUACACUAAGUGUAGGGUUUUUGUAUCUGUGACUCCUGACAGAGAAUGUCCUUUCAGCCUGGAAGUUAGUUUUUACGUUUGCAUACAGAUUUUAAGACUUUGAUGCCUCUUCCUUCCUAGUUUUAGGAUUUUUUCUGCAGCCCCACCUGCUCUGUUCCUACAAAACUUAGCAUGAGGUCAGCGCGUUCACACCCUUCUUAGCGAGGUGAGUGCGGCUUUCACCCCAGACAAGGGGCUGAUCGAGCCAAGUGUUUGCUCUGUAAACUGUCUCCAAGACCCGUCCAGCCGGCCGAGCAUGAACAGCUGGCAUCCCACGCCAGCCUCCGCGCUCUUGAAAAGCACCCUUUUGCCUCCUUGUCCAUCUUCUUCGGAUACCGCACCUUUUAUUUUGUGUCAUUUUCUCCUCCCUGAAAAUGUUCUUAUUAGCAGUGCCCCUAUCUUCGCUUCAAUGCGAGUUCCAACUCUGAUGACAUCUCUUGGAAAUGUAGGAAUUCCUCAGAGUGCAGACCAGAUGGAAAUGGCAGUCUUUCGUUUGCUCCUUUCAACUGCAUUUCCCCCUAAAAUUUAUAGUUUAAAACCACAUCCAGCAAUAUGUAUCCUUUCUCUCAAGCUCAGAAACAUUAUGUAGCUGCCUGCUAAUAUCCAGCAAGCUAUUAAGUCUGCAUUAUGAGAAUAAAGUAGUUUUUCACGUUUUUGUUUACCUUCCAGUAUUAUAAAGGAAAGCUCUCUAUGCAUCUGUGGAUUUUAAUUUCUUUAGGAUCAUUCAUUAUGCUGUUAAUGGUAUGCCAGCAAACCUUUAUAGAGCUAUUUAAUAUACCAAAUGCUUUUCAGAGAAAUGCAAUUUAAAUACUGUGCUUAACAUAUUUUACUAAGAAACAAAAAUAUUGGAUUAUUGUUCUACAAUGUCGUCAUGUGUUGCUCUUUUAUAUCUAUACAGUGUAUAACCCUACACUCAUGGAGACUGUUGCCACAUGAGAGACAGGCAUGGCCUCUUGGGAGCCCAGAGCAUGUGGGAGACUUUCUUCCACCAGGAGGCCAGUCUUAAGCUUGCUCCUGACUCUCUAGGGCCUGGGAUAGAGUCCUGCACUCCUUGGGCUCGUGUUUCUAUUGGUCACGUAGGGACAGUAAUACUCACCUACCUCGCGUGGAUGUUGUCAUGGUAGGAAAUAUUUAUAACUUGUUUUAAAAUCAAAAGAACCUGUAUAAAUGCUAAGCAUUGUGAUAUAUAAUCUUUUUCUUGAAAUAAUCUUUGUGGUACCCUGAUGUAAUCCGUACCAGGUUGUCCUAGACAACCUACAAGGGAAAACAAAUCCACAGCCUCUGGCCCCAAAUGUGGGCGGACACAGUAACUCAAAAACCCCACUGGAGAUCAGGAUUGUCAUCAUCAUUUUGGUGGUGUGUUUUGUCGGGUCACUUCAGCAUAAAUAACACCCACACAAAGCCAGACAUUGUGUUGGGGAUCGUCUUUUAGGACCAGCAUAUACAUGUGUUUUUAGAGUGGGGGGGGGGAAGCAAUCUCAAUUAUUAUUUUUUGUAUCUAGAGACUUGCUUUCUGCUUCGCCAGGUAGAGUCAUGGAAGAACCUAUGACUCUCACCCAGUGGGUUUGAUUGGUUGUGGAAGGGCCACUGAUGGUUAGCUAGUGGCCACAUAACUCCUUUCCUGUUGCUUCCGAGAUAGGCUUUACUGGACAUUUGACCAGUGAAGAGAGCUGGGAGGGAGUGCAUGAUUCUUACUGAAAUUCUUUACCAGUGAUGGCUGGGCCCAUAAGACUCUAAAUAUAUACCAUAUACUCAGUUGUUAUUUGAGUAGGUGGCUAGCCUGCCUAUCAUCUCAGUAAAGUAAAGGUGGCUUUGGAAAUGAUUUUAAAAAGAAAGAAAAAAGAACAAGCAAAGAGUAGGCAUGGAGACAAACAUAUCAAGUUCAGUUUUGGACAAGGAAAAGCAACUAGGGCUAGGUUUGAAAAGAGCGUCGAAGAAGAGAGAUGUGGUUGCCUCCUCAUUAGUUCUCAAGUGUCACCGGGAUGUGUGUCACAGCUGUGGGACAAGCGCUGAGUUGGCAUAAUGGAGCUGUGAUAGGAGAGAAUGGUGUGCUUUAUGAAAGGGCCCCCAUUGCCAUUCCCCUCUGUGCCCAUCAGUACAGUGGCACCAGGAACUGCACCCUGGGACCUUGUGCCCUCCCUGGCCCAGCAGCCCACCAGCUCCACCAGGCUGCUGACUCCCAGAGGCAGCGCUGGCCUCCAGGCAGCCAGGAAAACAGCCCCUGAACAGAGAGUGUCAUAACAGGCCCAAGUCUCCUAAGAGAACAUUUAAUUUGGCAGAACUUUCUUUUGCAUUUGGAUGCUUUAUCUACCCUCCUAGGAGUGGCCUUCCUCUCUUUCUGACUCUGCGUCUGUGCUAAACAGACUAACAACUCCCAUUCCCCCCCCUCACACACACACACACACAAACACCCCACUAGUUAUUUCCCAAGAGAAAAAGUAAAGCAACACAAAAACAAUCUGACAGAUGUCCCUGCCAGAAAUUAGGAGGAAGAGGGUAACCACUAACCUCCAUUUUUUUUUCCUCCAUAAAAUUCCAGGAGUUAUUUCCCAAAGGGGAAAAAGAAUGCAAACACCAUUCGAGACCAUAGUUUAGAUUCCUGUGUCGCUUACAUCAAUCUAGUGCCUUAUUUAUUCUCAAACUUUGAUUUUAAAUAGUGAUUCACUCUUUGAGAAUACUUCCACUUACCAUGCAGUCCAGAAAGACCUUCUCAUGGGUCUUCUGGUCAAAAACAUGUGAGUGUCAAUAGCUUUCAUGUAGCCCACUCUCCUCCCAAGCCACACAGCGCUGACCACCCCCAAGUCCUUGACACACGCCGUCAAACAUCAGCAGUGUUGGCCUCCCCUGUGCUGCCACCGGCCUCUAGUGCAUCCACUAGCUGAAUCACAGCUUAUCAAACCACCGGAGAGGAAGUGGAAUGAUAUCCAUGCUCUGUGAAUGCCACGCUUUGGGUACCUGAAAACGACAGAAGCGAGGCACACUGAAAAUGUCCCCACUUUAAAGGACCUCGUAAAGAGACGCUAGUAGACUUCCAAAGUCUCGUGGAACAUAGAAUGGAAACUAGUGUCUAAAAGUCAAAGCAGACCCAGUAAAAGAAACAAAAAGAGCUGUGAAAACUUGGCAUCUGUGUAGCUCUGGGCACCUUUUUCUAUUCGGGCUCUAUCUGUUUUAUUGUUUGUCUCACAUCCGAACUGGCUCUUGGUGAGAUGGGUGUUGUCACACUGUUGGUUGAUCUCACCCCUAGAAAACCGUGUUUUUAUCACUGCAGUGGCCAGGUUGCUCAAAGUGCCUCCUGAACCUGGGACGGACAGAAGCCCAUUUCCCACCAGCCUGUGGCUGUUCUCAAGUGACUUUGAUCCAUUCUGAGUUCUGUUUGUUUUUAGGAACUUCUAUUGAACUAAAUUCCAGGGGAAACAAAACAAAAUGAAAAGACUGUAAGAACUUCUUGAUAAGAUCAGACCCAGGGUUUGUCUGUCUCAGGAAUUGUACCCUAGAACCUGCCUUUUUUUCAUAUGUAUAAUCACUUGUGUGACUUUCUUUGUCCAGAAUUUAUUCCAUUAUCACCAAUAUUUAAGGGAUAUAAAAAGCUUUCUUCACUUGUGAUGGAACAGUUACCUUCUUAAUGAAAAAGACUUUGCUAUUGGUUAUUCAGAUUCAGUCUCUAAUGAACAGCCCCAUACAUUGUGGCCGAAUGUUCGAUUCUUUGGAUUUCUGUGCUUAUUCUCAAUGAACUGGUGCACUUUAUUAUAAGCUUUUUGAAGGGGAGAUUCAUAUAAUGUCUAUUUGACCUAAGGUAGAGUGGAUAAAUGAAUCCAUAUUCAGAAUUUUUCCAUUUGCUAUGAUUUAGCUUUUUUUUCUUUUUCUUUUAUAUGCUGGUGACCAAAUAGCUAUUCAUCAUUUUUACCUUAUUGAUGUAAAUUGAUGAAGGAUUUUUGAUAGCACUGAAGUCAACCCCAGUUCAUUGCCUGCCUUUUCCGUUUGAGAGAAUUCCCAUUGGUGGCUGAAUUAUGAAGGCUUUUAAUGGUGACUAGAUAGGUAUUCUUCAGAAGCUUCUUGAAAUAGAAACCAAAUUUUCUAAUUUUUGACCCAUCAGCAAGCAGUCUUGUACAUACAGAGUUCUAAAAAAAGGUCAUCGACCACUUCUGCUUCCUUUGGCAAUUUGCUGAGAAGAAAUGGGAGAUUUAAAAGGCUUUUCUGCAUUUUCUUCUGUUAUGUUCAACUACUAAACUUCUGAUUCUGUUACAAAGGACAUCUUGGAUUUUUAAUGUUUCUUUAUGUAAAUAGGAUCAAGUUGUGCCUGAUCAUAGCUAUCCUACUGACCUUAAGAUCCCUGAAUAAAUCGGUGUCAUAAAGGGCUGGAUUUGGGGGCAGUCAUUAAAAUUCUCAAAACUUUCA